AUGCUCAAUGGCCUGCCAUUUAUUCUCUGCGGCCCUGCCAGCCAGAUGGACUACAUCGCUGUAUUGGUGGACGUGACAAACAGUGACAUCCUGCUCGGCUCAGUGACCCUGAGUGUGUUCCUGGUCUCCCUCGCAGUGACAGUGUGUGCUGUUUGGCUGGUGGCUCUUUGUGGCGUCUGCGGUUGGUGUCAACGCAAGCUGGGGAAGAGGAAUAAGCCAGGAGUGGAAACAGCAGACACUCCAGACUCGGCACGUGGGCGAGGGGAGAAGAAAGCCAUCAAUGAUCUAGACAGAGACUUUUGGAAUAACAAUGACAGCAGCACAGUGCAGCAGAGGUGGAGCUCCUAUCCGCCCAAGGAGUUCGUACUAAACAUUUCUCCCUAUGCCCCAUAUGGAGAUCCUCGCCUCACACUCAAUGGGGCAGUGUCAGGGGGUCAGAAGGGGGCAGCAACUGGGCAUGGGGAUGAUGGGGGGGCUCAUUAUCGCAAUGACAGCGUGAAGAGCAUGGUGACAGAGGGAGUGAAGGCCGGGAGGUGGCAGACCGUCCAGGGCCACAUGCAGACCGGAGGAUUGAGACCCAGCGAGCCUGGAACCUGCAAAGCGACGACCCACACGCCUCGACGCAGUCACGUAGCUCAGAAUCGCGCCACGCGGACGGUGCACAUCCGACCGCUGCCCGCGCGAAACACACCCUCACGCAGACAGCACGCUCUGACCGCACAGACCCGCACGGUGCACACAGAUCUGACGCAGGCGAACAGGGCGAGCUCCCCGCCCGCAGGCUGCUGCCCGGCGCGGCGCCGUGAGCAGCACGCGGCUCACGGCGACCACUCGGGCUGCACCGUCUACUGCUAUUUCUGCUACUGCUCUUUGGGGGUCCAGUGUUAUCGUAUACGUCCACUUUGGAGCACAUCCCCACCCGGCCUCGGACGCUGCUGCGCCAGCAGAGUCUUCAGCAGCCUCUCAUCCAACCACCAGGCCCUGGUCUCGGCCACCACCCCACCACAUCCCAAAGUUUGGGACAAUUACACACUGCACCCGGACAGCCUGGGGGAGGCGGGGGAGGUAGCGGCAGUGGUGAGGAUGGGGGUGCAGGUACACGAGGCGGUCCCAGGGGUGGGAGCUGGAGCUGCAGGGCGCUCUCGCGCCAAUCCUGGCAGCUGGGAUUACACGAUGGACCAGAUGCGAAGUCGUGGCAUGGACGUCAAGUCCUUCCUUGAGGGGAAGCUGGUGGUCCUGGCUCUGGCCAUCGGUGUGGCCGAGCAAGAUGACUUUGCCAAUAUCCCUGACCUGCAGGAAACAGCGCAGGCACCUCCACCAUCCAAUCAGGAGCCCCCUCCUGACAAGAGGGGCAACAAGCCAGCUAACAGUCCCAAGGGCCAACCCCCUGAUGCCGACGGCCGCUCCUCCGUAACUGACCUGGCCAACUCCCUCACUGGAGACAUGGUGAUGCUGUCCCCAGGUUCAGAGGAUGAUGAUGGUGAAGGGCACAUCAGUGAGAAACUGGGCCGGAUCCAAUUCAGCAUAGGCUACAGCUUCCAGAACACGACCCUCACCGUCAAGUUACUCAGGGGCCAGGAGCUCCCGGCCAAGGACUUUUCCGGUACCUCCGAUCCCUUCGUCAAAAUCUACCUGCUGCCCGACAAAAAGCACAAGCUGGAGACCAAGGUCAAGAGGAAGAACCUCAACCCCCACUGGAACGAAACCUUCCUGUUUGAGGGCUUCCCUUACGAGAAGGUGAGAGAGCGCACUCUAUACCUUCAGGUCUUGGACUACGACCGCUUCAGCAGGAAUGACCCCAUUGGAGAGGUGUCAAUCCCCCUUAACAAGGUGGAACUGGGCCAGAUAAAGACCUUCUGGAAGGAGCUCAAGCCCUGCAGUGAUGGCAGUGGGAGACGAGGAGACCUGCUGCUGUCUCUCUGCUACAAUCCCACAGCCAACAUCAUCACUGUGAACAUCAUUAAAGCGCGAAAUCUCAAAGCCAUGGAUAUCGGUGGCACCUCAGAUCCAUACGUGAAGGUGUGGCUGAUGCACAAGGACAAGCGCGUAGAGAAGAAGAAGACGGUGACGAUGAAGCGCUGUCUGAACCCUAUUUUCAACGAGUCCUUCCCCUUCGAGGUGCCCGCUCAUGUGCUGAGGGAGACAACCAUCAUCAUCACCGUCAUGGACAAGGACAGGCUCAGCCGCAACGACGUUAUCGGCAAGAUCUACCUAUCGUGGAAGAGUGGACCAGCGGAGGUAAAGCACUGGAAAGACAUGCUCGCUCGGCCGCGCACUAACGUCGCCCAGUGGCACGCUCUCAAGACCUGAUGGCACCGCCCAGCUUCCUCCACGGCCCCUUCCCGUCUCCUGCUCCCUCCUCCUCCCACUCCCGUCCUUAUGCACAAGACUGACUUGCUGCCAGGCUGCGAAACACGGGUACAAUUAGCCAUCUGCUCUAUUAAACCUUUAAACUGUU
Pseudoliparis swirei is the source of this 2458-nucleotide messenger RNA. It is a transcript of the gene syt7a, whose product is annotated as synaptotagmin VIIa. Gene Ontology annotation, molecular function: calcium-dependent phospholipid binding; phosphatidylserine binding; SNARE binding. Gene Ontology annotation, biological process: vesicle fusion; calcium-ion regulated exocytosis; regulation of dopamine secretion. The coding region runs from base 1 to 2310 and encodes 769 amino acids. The transcript is spliced from 15 exons. Lineage: Eukaryota; Metazoa; Chordata; Actinopteri; Perciformes; Liparidae. Gene Ontology annotation, cellular component: synapse; membrane; synaptic vesicle. The record is from RefSeq and is a predicted model, not a curated record.